GCUACAUAUGGAUUUUCCACGAUUUCUAUUGGUGGAAGGCGUUUAAUUGCAGAUAUGACAACCGCGCAAAAACUAUGAUUGGAUGAACAUCAGCCAUUUUGAUCUUUCUUUCGUGAUCAUCCAUCAAAGAAGGAACUAAAGAAAUGGCGGACGCAGCUCCAGCCGGUGGACGUGGCGGCUUCAGAGGAGGUUUCGGUGGCGGCGGUGCCGGUGGUGCACCGGGAGGCGGUCGUGGGGGCCGUGGAGGACGCGGUAGAGGCAGAGGAAGAGGUCGCGGCCGUGGUCGUGGCAAGGAAGACUCAAAAGAGUGGGUGCCAGUCACCAAACUCGGCCGUUUGGUUCGCGAUGGCAAAAUCAGAUCCCUGGAGGAAAUCUACCUUUUCUCUCUGCCCAUCAAAGAGUUCGAAAUCAUUGACUUCUUUAUUGGUAGCGAUUUGAAUGAUGAGGUUUUAAAAAUCAUGCCUGUCCAGAAACAAACUCGUGCCGGUCAACGUACCAGGUUUAAGGCGUUCGUCGCCAUUGGAGAUACCAAGGGACACAUCGGUUUGGGUGUUAAGUGCAGCAAGGAAGUUGCCACCGCCAUUCGUGGCGCCAUCAUCUUGGCUAAGUUGUCUGUAGUGCCCGUCAGGAGAGGUUAUUGGGGUAACAAGAUUGGUCAGCCCCACACUGUACCUUGCAAGGUAACAGGAAAGUGCGGUUCAGUAACCGUACGUCUUAUUCCCGCUCCUCGCGGUACCGGCAUUGUAUCUGCCCCCGUACCCAAGAAACUGCUUCAGAUGGCUGGUAUUGAAGAUUGCUACACUUCUGCUAGAGGAUCCACUGGAACCCUGGGUAACUUUGCCAAGGCAACCUACGCAGCCAUUGCCAAAACCUAUGCCUACUUGACCCCAGACUUGUGGAAAGAGAUGCCACUGAGCAGAACUCCGUAUCAAGAAUUUGCCGACUAUUUGGCAAACAACCACCGUGUGGUCACCGCACCAGCCAGAACAGAGGCCGCCUAAAUAAAAACGUCAGCGACAGUGGUCAAGAGCUUUCACUAGUUCUUCGACAAACCACCUUGGUCAUCGAGUUUUUUGACUCAAUGGCAGAGGUCAUCCUCCCUGAUAUUAGCUUAUACUUUGCUUCGUAAGGUUUAAACUAAUAUCAGAGCAACAACAGGGCUUCUAUUUAGUGUAAGACGCCGUAGUUUGUUUUCAGUUGAUUUGUUUACUUUUUGUGCGUCUGGUACUAAAUAGAGCUUACAACACAACAGCAACAACUUUAAAAGAAAUAUAAGAGCUCCGUAUA
This is a messenger RNA of Anthonomus grandis grandis, 1287 nucleotides long. It is a transcript of the gene RpS2, whose product is annotated as 40S ribosomal protein S2. The transcript is spliced from 5 exons. Gene Ontology annotation, molecular function: RNA binding; structural constituent of ribosome. The record is from RefSeq and is a predicted model, not a curated record. Lineage: Eukaryota; Metazoa; Arthropoda; Insecta; Coleoptera; Curculionidae. Gene Ontology annotation, cellular component: cytosolic small ribosomal subunit; ribosome. Gene Ontology annotation, biological process: translation. The coding region runs from base 144 to 1001 and encodes 285 amino acids.